AUGUUCGAUUUCAGCGCUGUCGGUAGCGAGCGUAUGUGGCUGAAGAAUUUACUGCUUUCCGAAACGGAAACCGAAAGCGAAGUGUCCGACGAUGAGUACGUUACAUGGAUGCUCAAAAACCACCUGCUUCAAAAAAAGAUCCGGGAAAAGUAUAAUGACUCGCCUACCAACUCACAGUACGGUUACUAUGGGGCUGGUUUGCUGUCGGACAGUGACCUCUUUCCUGACCAUCGCCGAACGGUGGCCGGUAAACGUAAAUGUAAGCUGGACCAUGGAGUAGGCAAAACGAAAAGCAUUCGAAAGAGGAUGAAAAAUCGCAAAAAACGGGACGAUCUCGCCGAAAAGGGAGCGUAUCCGGUGGACCGUCGGAACUCUGGCGCCACAGCUGAUGACUUGGAGGGCACUGAGAGACUCAAUGGAUCGAUGACUGGCAAGCGUGGACGGAAGAUGCGCAACAAAACGCCGGAAAUGAUGAAUAUUAGGCGGCGCAAAAUAUGGCAACUGAUGGCGAAAAAGGAGCUCGGUAAGGUGCAGCGGGCGAAAGCGAACAACCACAAGGACACGAUCACCAACUGCCGAAGGGUGGCGGUCCUGUGCAUGCGCGUCUCGCGACAGAAGGCAAUGCAGUCGCAGAAGCUGAUGAAAGAUACCGUUUGGCGGGCGAAACGGUUGACUCGCGAGAUGCAGGUGUACUGGAAGCGGUACGAUAAAGUCGAACGCGAAACAAAGCGCCGUAUGGAGCGCGAGGCAGAGGAACAGCGAAAGAUUGACGUGGAAAUAGUAGAAGCUAAGCGACAGCAGCGAAAGCUUAAUUUCCUCAUCACGCAAACGGAACUGUACGCGCAUUUUAUGUCACGCAAACUGGGCAACGUGUCGGCAGAAGAGCAGCUGAAGAUUCUAUCGCAGCUCGACGAAGAAAGCAACCCGCGCUUAUCGGCCAUCGACAACUACGAUUGUGAACGCAUGAAACAGUUGGCUCAGGUGAACGCCAGUGAAGCGUUUCGACAUGAGCGAGCACGUACGCACCAAUUCGAUACUGCUAGUGAUGCGGCCACCCCGCAAUCCACCAAUGUGGAGCAAAAGGGAAUCGCUGAGCUACCGCAACCAUCCAUGUUCCGUGGCCGGCUGAAGGGAUAUCAGCUCAAGGGCAUGGCUUGGUUGGCAAACCUCUAUAACCAAGGUAUCAGCGGCAUUCUUGCCGAUGAGAUGGGGCUCGGCAAAACCGUGCAAUCUAUUGCUUUUCUGUGUCACAUCGCCGAGCACUACGGUGUGUGGGGGCCGUUUCUGGUCAUUUCACCAGCCUCGACUCUUCACAACUGGCAGCAGGAGAUGCAGCGGUUCGUGCCCGAAUUCAAAGUCGUUCCGUACUGGGGCUCACCGAAUGAGCGCAAAAUUUUGCGCCAAUUCUGGGAACAGAAGCACUUGCACACGAAAGACGCCAGUUUCCACGUGGUUAUCACUAGCUACCAGCUGGUGGUGUCCGACUAUAAGUACUUCAAUCGCAUCAAGUGGCAGUACAUGGUGCUGGACGAGGCGCAAGCCAUCAAGAGCUCGAACUCGAUGCGUUGGAAGCUGCUGCUGGGGUUCAACUGCCGGAACCGCCUGCUGCUGAGUGGCACUCCCAUUCAGAACAGCAUGGCCGAACUGUGGGCCCUGUUGCACUUUAUCAUGCCCACACUGUUCGACUCACACGACGAGUUUAACGAAUGGUUCUCGAAGGACAUCGAAAGUCACGCGGAAAACAAAACCGGUAUAGACGAAAAACAAAUCUCGCGCCUGCAUAUGAUAUUGAAGCCGUUCAUGCUGCGGCGCAUUAAGAAGGAUGUCGAGAACGAGCUCUCGGACAAGAUUGAAAUCAUGGUGUACUGUCCUCUGACAACGCGACAGAAGCUGUUGUACGUUGCUUUGAAGAAGGAAAUUUGCAUCGAGGAUUUGCUACACCUCACCACCGUUGCGGGUGGCAGUGCCGGCGAGGGACAGUCGAUUGAUCGUAACUUCACGUCCAAUCUUAUGAACCUGGUCAUGCAGUUCCGCAAGGUGUGCAACCAUCCGGAGCUAUUCGAGCGACGUGACGUCCGCAGUCCAUUCUGCAUGAACUGGAGCUAUGAGCUGGCGAUGCGACCCAUAUUCCAUCGGUACCUUUUGCUAGAUUGUAGCGUUCCGAGUAAACGCCACUGGAUGCAUAACCGAUGGUACAUCUUCAAAGCGUUGCAGUCAAAACCUGUAUCGUUCGUGAAGGGCUCGUCCAAUCUGCGUAAUGUCUGUGGAGCGUUCUACGACGACUGGUGCACUGCGUUCAGCUGUGCGCGGCUUGCGGGCGGACUGUCGCCGAACGAGGUUGAACAAUUGGCACGGCGUAAUGAAUUCGGUCCCAUAUAUCACCUGCUCAAAGAGUAUAAACAUUGGCUACAAGUUUUACAUUUCCAGUGGGUGUGGAGUGGAAGAAACCGUAGUUGGAACAACGCACGGUACAUGCUGAUGCAGCCUUCAGCCGAAAGGUGGACAUCACAACAUUUUCCCUGGACAACGAUGGGACAGUUAUUGUUCACCGUUCCCCGCAACGGAUGCCUACCGCUCACUCCCGUCUACACUUACCGAAACCACGUGCUACAUGCGAUGCCAGAAACGCUGGAUCAUCGUAUAAUGCGGAGUCGAAAGCAACAACCCGCAGGCCAGCCGGUGCUGUUAAUGGCUGAGUUUGCUCAUUUACCAACACGCAUCAAACCGACCGUGUUGAAGGACCAGCCUACAGCUGUGCCCAGAUUUCUAUGCGGACUUUACGCGAAGGUCUUCAGUAUGUCUGAAAAUUGUAUAACAUUGCUGAAAAGCGUUGACUUCCAAUCGUCGUUGGGCAAUCUGGACAAACACAGUGAAACAUCCAGAGCGGCAUCACGCAAACAACAGCUCAACGAUCAUGUGCAAGCGUCGUACCCACCGCACGGAUGGUCGAAUAUUAUCAUUCCAGACAAACAGACACUGGUGUCGGAUGCCGGCAAGCUGGCCGUUCUCGAUUCCUUGCUGGGGCGGCUCAAAGAGCAAGGUCACCGUGUUCUCAUUUAUUCGCAGAUGACCAAAAUGAUCGAUUUACUAGAGGAAUAUAUGUGGCACCGAAAACAUCGUUAUAUGCGGUUAGAUGGGUCGAGCAAAAUUUCCGCCCGUCGUGAUAUGGUGGCAGACUUUCAAAAUAGGGCCGACAUCUUCGUCUUUCUUCUGUCAACCCGCGCCGGCGGUUUAGGCAUCAAUCUAACGGCGGCGGAUACUGUGAUAUUUUACGAUUCCGACUGGAAUCCAACCGUCGAUCAGCAAGCCAUGGAUCGUGCCCAUCGCCUCGGCCAAACUAAGCAGGUCACCGUGUACCGACUUAUCUGUAAAGGCACGAUUGAGGAGCGAAUAUUGCAACGAGCGCGUGAGAAAAGCGAAAUACAACGUAUGGUUAUUAAUGGUGACAACUUUAAGCCGGACACACUGAAACCAAAAGAGGUCGUGUCACUGCUGCUCGACGACGAAGAAAUUGAACUAAAGUAUCGGUUAAAAACGGAGGAACGUCGAAUAAUGGAGGACUCUUCUGUUAAAAGCGCGAAAGAUCGCGAGCGAAAACUGAAACAAACCCCGUUAGUGUCGUACGGCAAGGAGAGUAAACCCAGCAACAAAUUCUCGGACGCUGGAAGACGGGCGCUGGAACCAACAAUGGCAGAUGGUACUACCAUAGGCAAUGCAUGUUUUGGCGAGUUCGCGGCACCAAGCCCGGCUCAGAGCGAACGCUCGAGUCUGAGCGAAAACACUAGGCCUUACGAUGCGUUGGACGAUUCCAGCAAUGAAGGUACCACCAUGUCAUUCGAUAGCGUGCGUGAUCGUGGCAUUAAAGCUCGCCAGAUGGUGCGUGGCAGUAGCAAACGGGGUCGUCCGCGUGGCUCUCGGAGGGGUGCCGUUGCCGUUAUCGGUUCCGGUAGAGCUACAGUGGUGGAACAGCCAUCAUCAGAAUUAGACCCGUCGAAUCCUACCGUGUCACCGGCGUCAACGUCGUUGCCAGCUACGAAUAGUGUGGCGUCACAACUAAGACGUGGACCGGGCCGACCACGACUGAAGGCGAAAGGUCCAAGUAAUCAAGGCAACCGCUUUCACGCACGCCAAACGAUUCGAAUACGUAAACCGAUCGGUCCACUAAUGGUACCGUUAGGAGGUGCGCAAUCGACACCAUCAUCCUUACCACUGAAUCCGAUACACUCAAAACUGGUUCCUGCGUCGUCAAGGCUUUCGUCUAGCACGGCAGAUUCUGAAAAGCACGUUAAUCCUGCCAAGUACAGGACAGGAUCCACUGCCCCGCAACCUUCAACAAAUGUAACAUCUGGUGUUAGUCAGGAUGACGUAGCAUCUUCCCCUUGAACAAAAGCUGCAACCGAACUUCUCAAACG
This is a messenger RNA of Anopheles cruzii, 4412 nucleotides long. RefSeq names its product chromatin-remodeling ATPase INO80 (gene Ino80). The transcript has 12 exons. Bases 1 to 4383 code for a protein of 1460 amino acids. Gene Ontology annotation, cellular component: nucleus; Ino80 complex. NCBI's taxonomy places the organism in Eukaryota, Metazoa, Arthropoda, Insecta, Diptera, Culicidae. The record is from RefSeq and is a predicted model, not a curated record. Gene Ontology annotation, biological process: DNA repair; chromatin remodeling; DNA-templated transcription. Gene Ontology annotation, molecular function: ATP binding; ATP-dependent chromatin remodeler activity; ATP hydrolysis activity.